AUGGUCCUCCAACCACCACCAGCAGUACACAUGGCGCACGAUAACUCCAGCCCACCCCACUACUCAGCACCCAACGAACAAGCCAUCGAACCUGUCCCGAGUUACAACGACCUCUCCCACAAUUUCCCCACCCACACCUCCACCACCCGCUCACCAUCCACUGCCAAGCGAGCGCCUCCCGAAGCACUAUCAAACGACCUCGAAGCCAACACUCCGACCACACUCCGGGUUCCUCCCAACUCGAUCAACAUCACCCCCCAUGUCCUGCAUCCCCGCGGCAUCCGGCCUACCUGCUGUAGUCGCGUGUGCGCUGGAAUUGGGUUGAUUAUCAUUGUGGUGGUGAUCGUGUUGCUUGCCACGGGAGCAUUCCUGGAGGAUCAUGACGCGGAUGAAGGAAGUGGGCUUAGGGGCAAUGAGGGGAUUGUGUUCAGGAGGGGUGGAUAG
Molecule: messenger RNA, 444 nt
Organism: Fulvia fulva
Lineage: Eukaryota; Fungi; Ascomycota; Dothideomycetes; Mycosphaerellales; Mycosphaerellaceae
Exons: 1
Coding region: 1-444 (147 amino acids)
Source: RefSeq, a predicted model, not a curated record